AUGGAGAAGCUACCAGGGCGACCACUUGGUGAUCGGUGGUUCGAUCUAUCUGAUCGUGAACGUCUAAAGGUGCUUCUGCAGCUUGUUCAGCUAGAAGCAAAGGUUCGUGCUAUUGAGCUUCCUGCAAGCGGAAGCAUAUACUAUGCCAAGGACCUGCCAUUGGACUCACCCCGCAUUGUCAUCCCAGACUCGGAUUUCUGCAUCGGCCCUAGUACAGCUCUUGAAUGGUGGUUCGCAGAGUGUGCCUCGCUCCGCACUGAUCGCGGCCCUUCAAUCGAUGUUCUCCGAAAUCCUGCGUUGAAAGAACUUGCCUGGCUGCGCGCAUAUGGCCGGCCGCGCUUCCCAUUUGAACGUGCAUAUCGCGAAUCCACGAAUUAUCGAUUGUCUGAUCCCAGUGAGCAUAUUGCGUCGCUGGAAUUCUACCUCAAGAUUGCUCCUGAACUGCUUCCACCGGACGAAUUCUUACGACCUGUCCUUCGCCACCCUGAUCUUCAGCCGAACAACAUUUUUGUCUCCGACGAUCUCGACAUUGUCGGAUUAAUUGACUGGCAACACGCAUCUGUGCUGCCAGUCUUUCUCGCUGCCGGGAUCCUGAAAUUCUUUCAGAACUACGACGACCCUGGAUCGCUUGAUUUCCGCCCGCCUCCUACCCCGGAUCUUGACGACAUGGAAGAGGAAGAAAAAGCCGAGGCUCUUCAUGUUUUCAAGCGUCGCCAUACCCACUUCUUCUACUUGGCUUCCACGCAGCGUUUCAAUGGACCUCACUUCCGCGCCAUGGAUCAGGCUACGAACAUGCUUACGCGCCGCAUCUUUACUCACGUAGGCGAGCCCUGGGAGGGGAAUAACAUCCCACUCCAGGCCGACCUUGUUCUAAUCUCUAAAUGCUGGCACCGAUUUUCAACCAGCCCGUGUCCGAUAUCAUUCUUGACGACCAAGGCUGAUUCCAUCAUGCACUCACAAGGCGAGCAGGAAAAGGUUGAUCUCCAACUCAAGCAGAUUCGCAAUAUUAUUGGCAUCGGCGUGGACAGUUGGACCCCUUUAGAAGAAUAUGAAGCCGCCUGUGCUCGUGCCCGUCAGGUAAAAAUCGAUGGCCUUGCUUCACUUGACACUGACCACGAGCGCGAAAUGACGAAGCGACACUGGCCGUUUUGAUGACCAUAAUGAAGACGAGUAGCAUCAUAGUCUUUUCGUUGUUGGACUACUGGAGCCAG
This is a messenger RNA of Aspergillus fijiensis CBS 313.89, 1211 nucleotides long. Its product is annotated as phosphotransferase enzyme family protein. The record is from RefSeq and is a predicted model, not a curated record. Gene Ontology annotation, cellular component: mitochondrion. NCBI's taxonomy places the organism in Eukaryota, Fungi, Ascomycota, Eurotiomycetes, Eurotiales, Aspergillaceae. The transcript has 2 exons. The coding region runs from base 1 to 1152 and encodes 383 amino acids.